Molecule: messenger RNA, 723 nt
Organism: Lolium perenne
Lineage: Eukaryota; Viridiplantae; Streptophyta; Magnoliopsida; Poales; Poaceae
Source: RefSeq, a predicted model, not a curated record
AUGUCAGGUGAAUUAGUCGAAUUUGCAGAAGGCACUAGGGGUAUUGCUCUUAAUUUGGAAUCCAAAAAUGUUGGGAUUGUAUUAAUGGGCGAUGGGUUGAUGAUACAAGAGGGAAGUUUUGUAAAAGCAACAGGAAGAAUUGCUCAGAUACCCGUGAGCGAGGCUUACUUGGGUCGUGUUAUAAAUGCUUUGGCUAAACCUAUUGAUGGGAAAGGGGAAAUUAUAGCUUCGAAAUCUCGCUUAAUUGAAUCUCCUGCUCCAAGUAUAAUUUCCAGGCGUUCCGUAUAUGAACCUCUUCAAACAGGGCUUAUUGCUAUCGAUUCGAUGAUCCCUAUAGGGCGCGGUCAGCGCGAGUUAAUUAUUGGGGACAGACAGACUGGCAAAACAGCAGUAGCCACAGAUACAAUUCUCAAUCAAAAAGGACAAAAUGUAAUAUGUGUUUAUGUAGCUAUCGGUCAAAGAGCAUCCUCUGUGGCUCAAGUAGUAACUAAUUUCCACGAGGAGGGGGCCAUGGAAUACACUAUUGUAGUAGCUGAAAUGGCGGAUUCACCUGCUACAUUACAAUACCUCGCUCCUUAUACGGGAGCAGCCCUGACUGAAUAUUUUAUGUACCGCGAACGGCAUACUUUAAUAAUUUAUGAUGAUCUCUAUCCCCCGCUAAUCCGAGCGAGCUUUCAAAUAUUUGUCCCACAUUCAUUCGGGAGGGUACUCCUAAGGGAUUGA